Messenger RNA from Oldenlandia corymbosa var. corymbosa, 670 nucleotides. The record is from the annotation of a GenBank genome assembly. Lineage: Eukaryota; Viridiplantae; Streptophyta; Magnoliopsida; Gentianales; Rubiaceae.
UCUAAAUCGCAAUUCCCUGUUCUCCUUCUUUUAUUGCUCAAAUUUUUGUGACUAAAAAAUUUCUCCAAACCCUAAAAGCUAACACACAAAAGAAAAAGAUGGCAAUCCAAAUCCGAUCGUUUGUUUUCGUAAACAUGUUAUCAUUCUUGAUUACAUUUUCGCUUUUCACCGCUUCCAUGGCCGGGACUGUGGUAACUGAUGCAGACGGAGGAGAUUUCGUUCCGCCUGAAAAUUACCGUUCCUUAAACGCUAGUGAUCCGGCGGUGGUGGCAGUGGGGCAGUUUGCGGUGGAUGAAUAUAACAAGGCGUCAAAGAAAGCUGUGAAAUUUGAUAGUGUGAUUUGGGCAGCGGGACAAACAUUUGGAGGGAAUAACUAUGAAUUCGCUGUGGUUAUUAAAGGAGAGGAAGGCAAUGUGGCCUACAGAUAUUCAGCAAUUGUUUUGGACAAGAAAGAUUCUCCCAGGAAACUCCUCGGCUUUAAAAGAUCUGUUUAGGUUAUUUUAGACACGUUAUUAUGAGAUGAGAGAUAAUAUGAACUGUCAGAUACAAAUACAUGAAAUUAAUGAGUUCGUACGUAAUGUCUUUUGAAUUUUUUCGGUUUUACUUUUGAAUUGUUUUUGCUUAAAUCACAUAUACUACUCUCUCACAUAUGUCUCCAAAUUAAAACUGC